AUGUUUACUUUAGGUGUAUGUGGAAAGUGUGGUAUGAAAGUUUUAGGAGAAGUUAAUGGUUGCUCUGCCAUGGAUCAAAUAUUUCAUCUUGGAUGUUUUACUUGUAGUAAUUGUGGAUGUGGUCUACAUGGUAAAUCAUUCUUUCAAAUGGAGAACAAACCGUAUUGUGAAUCUUGUUAUGUGAAUACUUUAGAGAAAUGUUCUGUUUGUUCUAAAGCUAUCACAGAUAGGUUAUUACGAGCUACAGGUAGACCCUACCAUCCAGCCUGUUUUACUUGUGUUGUAUGUGGUAAAAGUUUAGAUGGUAUUCCAUUUACAGUAGAUGCUACCAACCAAAUACAUUGUAUUGAAGACUUCCAUAAUAAAUUUGCACCACGAUGCUGUGCCUGUAACAAACCUAUAAUGCCUGAACAAGGUCAAGAUGAAACUGUGAGAAUUGUUGCUAUGGAUAAAAGUUUUCAUGUCAAUUGUUAUAGAUGUGAGGAUUGUGGUCUACAGUUGUCAUCAGAAGCUGAAGGAAGAGGUUGUUAUCCAUUAGAUGAUCAUAUAUUAUGUAAAAAUUGUAACGCGUUGAGAAUACAAGCUAUGAGUACCAAGAUGGCUACAGAACUUUAA
This is a messenger RNA of Lottia gigantea (owl limpet), 615 nucleotides long. RefSeq lists its product as hypothetical. The coding region runs from base 1 to 615 and encodes 204 amino acids. The record is from RefSeq and is a predicted model, not a curated record. Gene Ontology annotation, biological process: cell-cell adhesion. Lineage: Eukaryota; Metazoa; Mollusca; Gastropoda; Lottiidae. Gene Ontology annotation, cellular component: focal adhesion; stress fiber. The transcript has 6 exons.